Molecule: messenger RNA, 1473 nt
Organism: Trypanosoma cruzi
Lineage: Eukaryota; Euglenozoa; Kinetoplastea; Trypanosomatida; Trypanosomatidae
Product: mucin-associated surface protein (MASP), putative
Exons: 1
Coding region: 1-1473 (490 amino acids)
Source: RefSeq, a predicted model, not a curated record
AUGGCGAUGAUGAUGACUGGCCGUGUGCUGCUGGUGUGUGCCCUCUGCGUGCUGUGGUGCGGUGUCUGUGGGGUUUAUGCGAGGAACCCUGACAACAACUCACUGGGCGGCUACAUGGCGUCGGGAGGGUUUGGAAGGAAUAAGUCGUUUCUGUCAACUGGAGCCAGUAAAAACUUAUCCACACCGCCUUUGCUGUCAGCAUCGUUUAUCUCUGCUAUACAAGCCGAAGCUCGUGAAGGAGAGGUUUCUUCUCCAGGAGUUACUGAUUCACCUUUAAGUGGAGCCACGGGUCUUAGUCCUGCUUUUUCCGGUCUUGGUCCUGCUGUUCCUGGCCCUGGUCCUGGUUUUGUUCAUGGUCAUGUUCAUGGUCCUGCUGGUCCCGGGGAUGGUGCUGCUGCUUUUUCCGGUCUUGGUGCUGCUGGUCCUGAUCCUGUUCGUGGUCCUGCCUUUUCCGGUCCUGAUGCUAAUAUUUUUGGUGCUCCUGUUCCCGGUAAUGGCCCUGCUGCUAUUCCUGGUGCUCCUGUUCCCGGUCAUGGCCCUGCUGCUAUUCCUGGUGCUCCUGUUCCCGGUAAUGGCCCUGCUUUUUCUGGUCUUGGUGCUGCUGUUCCCGGGGAUGGUGCUGCUGCUUUUUCCGGUCGUGGUGCUGCUAUUGCUGAUGCUGCUAUUCCUGGUGCUGCUGGUCCUGUUCGUGGUGUUGAUGCUCCUAUUCCUGGUCCUGCUGUUCCCGGUGAUGGUCCUGCUUUUUCCGGUCUUGGUGCUGCUGGUCCCGGUACUGCUGAUCCUGCUGCUAUUCCUGGUUCUGCUGUUCUCGGUCAUGGUGCUAUUCCUGGUUCCAUUUCUGAUGCUGCUAUUCCUGGUCCUGCUGGUCCCGGUGGUGGUCCUGCUCUUUCCGGUCUUGGUGCUGCUUUUUCCGGUGCUGGUCAUUCUGUUGCUGGUGGAAGUGAACCUCCGAACUCUCGCUCCGUCGUUAUUUCCUCAAAUCAAGGUGGUAAUGGAAAAACAACCCCGAUCAGUGUUUCAUCCGAUGAGCAGAUUGUAUCCUCACAAGAAGUUUUGGCACAAAAAGAAACAGGGAGUCAGCACACCUCUUUGCCCGAAGAACAGCCAACGGUGUCAUCAAACAAUGAAAAGCAAAGAAACAAUUUUGCUUCAGCAGGGGGUCGCAGUCUUGGCCACAACGCCGCGGGACAUGAACUCCAAGACUCUUUGGAAGAACAAAAUAAAAAUGAACAUUCACAAACGAACGAGACAAAAAAAUCAUCAGGGGAUCAAAUUACAGAAUCCCAACGCAGUGGAAAAGAAAUCUCGGAAGUAUCCAACACAAAAACGCAUGGGAUAAAAACUCAACAGCCAAAGACAAAUCCAGUAAAUGAGAAGAACUACAGUCAAAGCACGGAUGCAUCCCACACCACCUCCCCUCUUUUGCUUCUUGUUGUUGCGUGUGCGGCUGCGGCUGCGGUGGUGGCCGCGUGA